Molecule: messenger RNA, 997 nt
Organism: Phycodurus eques (leafy seadragon)
Lineage: Eukaryota; Metazoa; Chordata; Actinopteri; Syngnathiformes; Syngnathidae
Product: surfeit locus protein 1
Exons: 10
Coding region: 59-982 (307 amino acids)
Biological process (GO): mitochondrial respiratory chain complex IV assembly
Cellular component (GO): mitochondrion; membrane
Source: RefSeq, a predicted model, not a curated record
CAUUAGCAUAGCAACAUGCCCUUUACGUAGCUGCCCCAAUAGGCUAAACUGUGUCGGGAUGUAUUCGCUAAAAACGCGGCUGGUCUUCUACAACAGAGCGUUAGCGACUUUAAAAAAUACGAAUGUCGUUCACGUCAAGAGAACUCUUUAUCUGCAUAGAUCGCCUCUCUUCACACGUACAGAUGCCCGGUGGAUUGUACGGCGGCAUUCGUCCAAUUCAGUGGCGGCGACCGGAGAAGAUACUUUCCUAAAAUGGUUCCUGCUGCUGAUCCCGGCCGCCACCUUUGGCCUCGGUACCUGGCAGGUGAAGCGUCGCCAGUGGAAAUUGCAGCUGAUCGACGAUCUGACCAGACUCACCGCGGCCGAGCCCGUUCCGCUGCCCGUCGACCCCCUGGAACUGACGGGGCUGGAGUACAGGCGGGUGCGAGCGCGUGGCCGCUACCAGCACGACAAGGAGCUGUACGUCCUGCCGCGCUCGCCCGUCGACCCCGAGAAGGAGGCCAGGGAGGCGGGACGGCUCUCGUCCAGCGGCGAGACGGGCGCCAACGUGGUCACGCCGUUUCACUGCACGGACCUCGGCAUCACCAUCCUGGUGAACAGAGGCUACGUCCCCAAGCAGAAAAUUAAACCGGAGAGCAGGAUGAAAGGCCAGGUGGAGGACGAGGUGGAUGUGGUCGGGGUUGUCCGGCUGACGGAGACCCGCAAACCCUUCAUGCCCAACAACGACCCCGACAGGAACCGAUGGCACUACCGCGACCUAGAAGCCAUGUCGGACGUGACGGGAGCGCAACCGAUGUUCAUCGAUGCCGACUUCGCCAGCACCAUCCCAGGCGGGCCCGUCGGCGGGCAGACGAGGGUGACGCUGAGGAAUGAACACAUGCAGUACAUCAUCACCUGGUACGGCCUGUGCGCGACCACCGCUUACAUGUGGAAGUUGGUGAUUGAAAUUGCAAGCUCAGGGGUUGGACUUGAAAUCACAUGAAUUGUUGCCAUUGCU